AUGUCUCAGGUUGAUGAUGAUAUUGAGGAGAUCGAGGUUGAGAAAGGUUCACUGCCUUAUCUACAGGAUUUACCUAAUGAUGAUGCACAGAUGAUCGAUGUAAAGAUUGAAACGAGGAGAAUAGGUGAAGGUCAAGCUGAUGUUCCAAAACCUUCAAAGCAACACAAAAUAAGAGGAGACAACAAGUUGCAGCAGCCAAAGGCAUUUGUUUAUUCAGCAACUUGCCCAAUGCCUUCUCUGGUCAGCUCCUUCCUUCUUCAGUCGCAAUCAGCCACCUUUUACUCAUCAUUGCUGCUUCUCUUUAGUCUUCUUCUCCAGCGCCUUCUCACCAUUUGUAGCCACAAAUCUCCAUUUCUUCAUUCUUUAUUCUCCACAGCUCAAUUUGCAGUAGUUAGUCAGUUGCUACACCAUUGCUCACCUUCUACAGCAGCCAAUCCAUCACUUCAGCAGCAGCAUCAGUUGGUAAGUAACAGAGUUGUAGCUGCUGUUCUUCACAUAUUCUCCCUCUUUCUCUUCUUCCACUUGCAACAGCAACAACUUGUAGUGAUGGCAAAGCAAUUUCCGUCCAUGGGCAUCAAGAUUUCAGCUCGUGACUCCUCUUUGAUUGACAGCAGCAACAGCUACUGCAGCAGCAAUUUGGCAGCAGAGUAG
Messenger RNA from Oldenlandia corymbosa var. corymbosa, 651 nucleotides. NCBI's taxonomy places the organism in Eukaryota, Viridiplantae, Streptophyta, Magnoliopsida, Gentianales, Rubiaceae. The record is from the annotation of a GenBank genome assembly.